GGCUCCAAGUGACAAGGUUGGUUAAUUAAUACUUAAACUCCCAACCCAACCCAACCGCCCUCUUUCCUUCUUCCUCCCUCUUCUUCUUCCCAUCUUCUUCAUCCAUCACAUCAUAAUCAUCAUCAUCAACCUGUCUGUCCUGUCUGUCCGUGACACCUCUCCUCCUCCCAACGUUUCAUCGUUUCAUCGAUCGGUUCUCUGUCCUCAUCUUCCACUUGCCUUGCCUUCUCCUUUGGCAUUCUCUCUUGAGUUGUUGCAAUACGCCACAAACCCCGCUCUUCGGUCUGCCACUGAGUCACCAUCAUAUCUUUGAAUCUCUCUCAACGUUUCAAAGUCCGCCACCAUGCAGAUUUUUGUAAAGACUCUCACCGGAAAGACCAUCACACUCGAUGUUGAGUCUGGUGAUACGAUCGACGCGGUGAAGUCUAAGAUUCAAGACAAGGAGGGCAUCCCUCCCGAUCAGCAACGUCUUAUCUUCGCCGGCAAGCAGCUGGAAGACGGCCGUACUCUUUCUGAUUACAAUAUCCAGAAGGAGUCUACUCUUCACUUGGUUCUCCGUCUCCGUGGAGGAAUGCAAAUCUUCGUCAAAACUCUUACCGGGAAGACCAUUACAUUGGAGGUGGAAUCUUCUGAUACCAUCGACAAUGUAAAGAGUAAAAUCCAGGACAAAGAAGGCAUCCCCCCAGAUCAGCAACGCCUGAUCUUCGCUGGAAAGCAACUGGAGGAUGGCCGCACCUUGUCUGAUUAUAAUAUUCAAAAGGAAUCGACCCUCCAUCUUGUCCUUCGUCUCCGUGGUGGAAUGCAGAUCUUCGUUAAGACCCUGACCGGCAAAACUAUUACCUUGGAAGUCGAGAGCUCAGAUACCAUUGACAACGUUAAAAGCAAAAUCCAAGAUAAAGAGGGUAUCCCACCAGACCAGCAACGACUCAUCUUUGCCGGGAAACAGCUCGAGGAUGGCCGAACACUCUCGGAUUAUAAUAUCCAAAAGGAAUCCACACUCCACCUUGUCCUCCGUCUUCGUGGCGGUAUGCAGAUUUUCGUUAAGACCCUGACCGGCAAAACUAUUACCUUGGAAGUCGAGAGCUCAGAUACCAUCGACAACGUUAAAAGCAAAAUCCAAGAUAAAGAGGGUAUCCCACCAGACCAGCAACGACUCAUCUUUGCCGGGAAACAGCUCGAGGAUGGCCGAACACUCUCAGAUUAUAAUAUCCAAAAGGAAUCCACACUCCACCUUGUCCUCCGUCUUCGUGGCGGUAUGCAGAUUUUCGUGAAAACCCUGACCGGCAAAACCAUCACACUCGAAGUUGAGAGCUCCGAUACCAUUGACAAUGUAAAAAGCAAAAUUCAAGAUAAGGAAGGUAUCCCCCCAGACCAGCAGCGUCUCAUCUUUGCUGGUAAGCAGCUGGAAGAUGGUCGGACACUCUCUGACUACAACAUUCAAAAGGAGAGUACUCUCCAUUUGGUGUUGAGAUUGCGGGGUGGCCAAUAAAUACAUCAACCCUUUGGCUUUUAUUUUGCUGCUUGGGUGUUUUCUUGUUUUUUUUUUCUUUUCCUACGGCUGGAGGAAAUACAAUCACCGGCUUGGCGUCUUUGGGCAAGGGGGAUGGAUUCUUUUUAUGACCUAUUUUCUUCUAUCACAAUUACGACAUGGCAUGCAUUCAUUUACACUCCGCUAGCUAGCUCCAACACAUACACUACCUAGGUACUUCUUGUGCUCAAACUACUCUUCAAAAUAGAAGACUCGUACAAUACUUUUUUU
Blastomyces gilchristii SLH14081 is the source of this 1759-nucleotide messenger RNA. Its product is annotated as polyubiquitin. Bases 344 to 1489 code for a protein of 381 amino acids. Gene Ontology annotation, molecular function: protein tag activity; ubiquitin protein ligase binding. Lineage: Eukaryota; Fungi; Ascomycota; Eurotiomycetes; Onygenales; Ajellomycetaceae. The record is from RefSeq and is a predicted model, not a curated record. Gene Ontology annotation, cellular component: cytoplasm; nucleus. The transcript is spliced from 3 exons. Gene Ontology annotation, biological process: modification-dependent protein catabolic process; protein ubiquitination.